This is a messenger RNA of Miscanthus lutarioriparius, 1476 nucleotides long. The record is from the annotation of a GenBank genome assembly. NCBI's taxonomy places the organism in Eukaryota, Viridiplantae, Streptophyta, Magnoliopsida, Poales, Poaceae.
AUGGCUGCCCCCAGCUUCAAGCUCCGGGUCUACAUGGUCGGGGAAAAGGUCGAGAGGGGGUGGUCGUUGGGAGAGGUGUACAGGGUCAUCAGUGGGAAGUGGAAGUAUAAGUUCAUUGUUGGUAACAAGAAGGAAUAUCGGCUGGUGACCAAGGUGGUGGAAUUUCUUAAGCCCAUAAACAAUUGGAACGAUUGGAUCGGCAAUGAAAGGAGGAUUGUGACUGCUAGUGCUAAGACACCAUCUAACUUGAGGAGACUGUCCGUGUCUGGAGAAAGUCCAAGGCCACCGGUUGACGUGACAUCCAAUGAUCAUUCUGCUACUCAAGUAGCUAAAAGCAACCAUGUUAUGGAAACAGUCAUCCCAUCUCUUGAUUAUCGGGUCCAACAGGCUGGUGGAAAAGUGGAUCAACAGUCUCUUUCUUCAUUGAGGCUGGCUGAUGAAUAUCUGUUCAAGCCCCCAAACAAUUGCAGUGGCAACCGACGGAGGAUUGUGGUUGCUAAGAGACUGGUUAACUUGAGGACAUUGUCCAUGUCUUGUGAAAAUCCAAGCUCCCCUGUCGAUGUGACAUCCAAUGGUGAUGAAUACAGUCUUGAUCAUGGAUCUUCGGUCACCAAAAAGUCAAGGAAAGAUCUGAAGCAGCUAGAUGGCACAUUAGCUGAAGAUUUGGAACAUAGCUCAGUGGUGAUGGGCACUCCUUUGUCUGAUCAGAACAGAAAUGAUCACGCUGGUGGGAAAGUGGAUCAGCAGUCUAGUGGGAAAGUGGAUGAGAGCUCGGGCUUUCAACGUCGUCUUCAGAAUGCUAGGAGCUCACAAUCCACCAUAGUCAGUUCUCCAUUGAGGGGCUGCUCAUCUUCUGAGAGCUUUUUGCCCUCAUCACUGGCUGAUGGCAAGCCUCUAUUUGUCAAGAGCUCAGCUAUGUGGCCUCAAAUUGAAACAAUGGAUGUGUUUAGUGCGCAUCCUCAACGACCGCAUUUCCUUCCACUAAGAGAAUUUCACCCAACAAUGCGUGAAGGAAUGGCAUUAGGUCUGACGGCUGUAUUUCCCGACUUAGUGAGGAAUAUAAAGAAAGCAAGCAUAGACAACAACAUGGAAUGGUUCGAGGACAAGUUUAGUACACUCCGUCAUCUGGAGGGACAUGGAUUUAGUGUCCAAUCUUUGCAUAGCACCCUGACCAAAUUGGUCAAAAUCAAAUCUCAAAACACUAUUUGUCUUGGAGAAAUGGACAAGCUGGAUGUAGAGAUAGAGGUGGAGACAGCUUCAUUAACCCGAAUGGGUGCACUACUCGAUGAAAAAGAUAGUUCUAUAGCUGAGCUCGAGCAGAAACUUGGGGCCCUUCGCCAGGAAACCCAGAAGAUUGCAGCGGAGAUGGAAACUAAAGGCACAAAGCUCUCGAGACUCAAGUCAAAGCAUAGCAAGUUCAAGGAAGCCUAUGGCGAUGCGAAACUGGAGUUUCACAGUGUCUUGAAUGCUCUCUAA